Pelobates cultripes (western spadefoot toad) is the source of this 291-nucleotide messenger RNA. NCBI's taxonomy places the organism in Eukaryota, Metazoa, Chordata, Amphibia, Anura, Pelobatidae. The record is from the annotation of a GenBank genome assembly.
AUGGCGGACGCCACGUGGCACACCAACUCUGUCGAAGAUCAAACCGACCUUCUAACCAGACUCAACAGAGUCUUUGACAAAUUCUGGCAGAAACUGAAAAAUAGGAAGCAUCAAACCACCUCAAAGGAGCCAAAGGAUCACUCAUCCUUCACAGCAUAUCGGGCGUCCGCAGCAGACAUCCGCGGCCUCGGCAAAGGUCCCAAAAUGGCGGCGAAGAAGAAAGCCCUCUUCCCUCCAACAGAAGCCGGCAUGCAGACGGAAAACAUCCCGAAUCAAGGUUCGGCUUCCUAA